UUUGUGAUGAUGGCCUGUAUUCAAUACCUGGCUUAGGAACUGAGUCCUUUCUGGUUUGACAUUUGUGAGACAUUUUGCCUCUUAUUGACCCUUUUCCCUUCCAUGGACAGCUUUCCAUUUCCUGCUUUCUUUCUGUGGAGGGCAUACAGGGCCUUGAGGCCUUUGUAUGUGGAUGGUUAGCUGGGAAACUGAGACUCUAGAGAAUGUGGCCAGACAGAAGUGUGAGUUGUACCCAGUUUGCAUGGCAAAACUUUCCUUUCUUUGUGCUACUUUUGCCAUUUAUAAAACCACUUUCCGUUUCUUUGGAAAUACCUAGUGUGUCAAUGGUUAAGUCAUAAUCUUAAUUAAGGCUUACUGGGGAAAAAAAAAAGAAGUCUUAAAAGCCAGAGGUAUCAUCUGUUUGACCUGGCUAGAGUGUGGUAAUCAGAGAUUUAAAAGGAUUUAUUUAAAAGAGCUCUAUGGUUAAAAGUCAGGUUAAUUAAAAGCUGGUAGGUAAGCUAUACAUAUAUUUAAAAGGCCUUUAUAAGCUUUUUUGUCUCCUUGGAUCUUGAUUUUUUGAGGAAAAGUUUCUUUUUUUCCUCAGUCGACUGAAUUGUUUCUCCAUUUGCUUCUGUCUGUCAUCUUACUACCCUUGAUGCCCACAUGAGAUGACCUAAGGCAAUUUCUAGCAGCCUGGGUCUCCUUGGGAAAAACAGAGGUACCACAAUUUUGGAAGAAACCUCUGUUUUCCUCAUGGAACCGCAAGAAUUGCAAGCAGAGCGAUCCCUCUCAGAAUCAAAGUUGCUGCUCUGUUUUAUGUAGUGUUACCUGACUUUUUUUUACUUUUGGGGACAUCAGAAAUUACUUGACAUUGUGAGAGAACUUUUAGCCUUGGUGUGUAAUAGCUAGGUAGGAGAUAUACUUUUAGGGAUGGCUAAUGGCAGUUAUAUAGGGGAUAUUCAGGUUUUCGCAUGUUUAGAUAAGAAAAGCAUGCUUUUGACCACCUGGAAGGUAUGGAAACAUCCUACCUCUCACUGAGAAGUAAGACUCCUGUGGGAAGAAUGGGCUGAUUGGCUUUGGGCUGGCCACCAGCCUUGGAAAAAUGUCCUUGCAGUGAAAUUCACUAUUUUGUUCUGUAGUGUUUCUGUCUUUUGGGGACCCAGGAUUUGGUGUAAAAAUGGGAUCCUUGAUUUUUAUCUGGAUCUUUCCAUGUGGGGCAGGUAUUGCUGAUGAUUCACAAAACUUCAGUCCACUGUAUCUUGUUACCUUCCAAAAUGCCCUUUCACACCUUUUUGCUCUCAAUAAUUUCUCUCUCCUUUUGCUGUGUUCUCAUAGAAUCCUCUUCCUGUCUUACUACAUUGUAUUGUAAGCAAUUACAAUUGCAGUACCAUUACAAUACUGGUCCAUUUACUCUCCUAGUGGACUGGCUGCUUAUUGAUGACAGGGACUGUGUGCUUUUCCCCCAUUGUUGGUGGUCCAGUGCCCCACACAUGUAGUUUGUUGUUCAAUAAAUGUUCAUUGAAUACACCAAAUAGACUGGUGAAAAAAGCAUUGAGUUGGAAAUUGUCUGGGUGCCAGAUACAUCAGUAACCGGGUAGUUGAGUGAUGUUUGUUGUUUGGACCCUGUUUUCCUUAUACGUAAAUUGUUCAAAGAUGGUUUGUUUAAAUACAUCUAGUGUGAAUUCUAAGUUUUAUGUGAACCUGGGUUGAAAUGGCAAGUUUACAUCUUCUUUUGGAGUAUAAAUUAUAUGAGCAUCCCUAAGAAGUCUGUCUCAACAUAUCUUGCUGUCACUAAAACAUGUAAACAGUCAAGAAACAAAUGAAUAGGAAGGUCAUUGGGAUAUAAUAUCCUCUUUUUUAUUUUCUCUUUUCUAACUUAUUUAGGAAGAUAACUGAAACCAUUUGGGGUGGUCUGAGUCCCAAGUAUAUAUGCAGAUAUGCCUUUUAAUAGUAAACAAUGUAUGCUUUGUUUCGCUCUGUCAGCAGUAGAGCUAGUUUAAUGAAACAUAAAUGUCAACUCUUGAGGUUGACACAGUACUCAAAGUUUGAAUUUAUAAAUUGCGGUAUGUUUGUAUUUAAGUUUUUAGAGUUUUAUUUUCAGUAUUAAUAAAGCAAGACAAAAUACUGUUAUUUGGUACAUUUUAUUUCUUGGAGAAUUGUUUAAUUUUUCUUGGUAAGAAUUUUUGUAACCUUCCAAGAAACUAUUACUAACAAAAAUUGUAAGGAUCAUUCUUUUAGAGACUAAAGGCAGAUAAGUUUUUCUUGCUCUUCAUGGCCUUAGGUUAAUAAAUGUGGAAAGAUUGAAACCUAAGUUACCCCAAUGUUUCACCCUUCUUGGGUGCUUAUGAGCUGUUUUUUAAAUGGCUUUCCCCAGUUCCAGUUAUCAAGAGAAUCAGUGCCUAGAGGCAUUGAAUCCAGACAGAAACCAUCUCUUUGGUUAGUUAUUGUUUUGAAGCAUUAAUAAAACCAUUAAGGCUACUUGAAUCAAUGACCCAUAUGGUUGUGUGUUUGAGACCUCAGCCAUGAUAGACUUGGUAUUUUCAUUGCGUCUCUGCUCAUUUGACCAGUUUUCUAUUGUGAAAUUUAUGUUUAAGAUUAUGGAUAAAUUUAUUUAAGCAUUCUCCUUUAAUUAAAAAUUAUGAAGAAUAUUCAGGAUAUUUGAUUUUUGAACAUUUCAAAGUUCUGCUUUUGUAUAAACUUAUACAGUGACACUAAAUUGGUUGGUGAAGACAGGUUAUUAGAAUGGUUUGUUUUUGAAUUUUAAAUGAUUGUGUUUCUUAGUUAAUGAACUGGGUACUUUAUACAUUAAUACAUUAAUCCCUGGCAUGUACACUGUAAUUGUCAAUUGCAUAGUAAUAUCUUAAAAGUUGAUUUUAAGUUCAACAUUAAUAAUAUGUUAAAUUGAUAAUACAUAUAAUUCUCUAAAAUGAUUGCUAUUUUGAAAGUAUAUUCUGAGGAUUCGUUUUUAAAUUUACAUGAAAAGGAGCAACUGGUGAAAUAUUUUCCACAUAAUUUAAAAAUUAUCUCUCCAAAAGCUUAUGUAGAUUAGAUUCCUGUAUUGGUAUAAAAGUUACUUUUUUUUUUCCAGUAGCACAUGUUUAGUCACCUAAGAGCAGAUACAUUGUAGGAUAGAUCUGUUGACUUAUAUAGAAGAAUAUAAUAAUAUAUUUAUUUAGCAUAGUAUUCAGGUGAUGUUUUGGGAAGUUAUUUUCACCCUCAUUUAAGAAGAGGGAAAUGGCAUAGUAAAGAGAUAGAGUGAGGUUACAUUUUUGUAUUGAACAUUAUUUUAGUCAAACAUUAACACUGAGAAUGUACUAUGAUGUUUGCCUUUCUUAGGGUAAGUCUCUUUAAUUUCUUCUUUGCUUAUAUGUUUGAUCAGUCUGUGAGUUCUUCAACAAUGUCUCUAAAAUAUAUUUCUCUUCUGGGUACCGAAGAUACCACUGUAAUUUAAAGUUUCAUAAUUUCUUGUCUGGAUUAUUACAGAAAGCUAGUUGGUAUUUCCUAAUUCUAGUCAAUCCAGCUCACUGAUUUUUGCUUGUUUGUUUUUGCCUUAACAUAAUUUACAUCUUUAAAGGUAGAUCUGUCAGCAGUAUCUCAUCAUGUUUGGUGAUUUGGAGGAAGGGGAGAGUUGGGCAAGUUGCCCUCUUCCCCAGUUUAUAUGCUGCCUCAUAUGUAUCUUCCAGGUCAGUCUUUCUGAAAUACCAUUUAACAGCUAUGACUAGUAGUUGUGACUGAGACAUAAUUUUUGCUGUUAAGGAGCAGAAAUCAUAUACUCUUAAUAAAUUAUUAUAUAUGUUUGUGAGAGAUUUUACUGAAUUAUGACCUUGAAGAUUCUGUGUAAUGCUGUCAGUUCUUUCAAAGCUAGUUCGAUGGAUGUUCCCAUUGUUUACAUGACUACAAAAUGAUCUCUUGCUUUUAAAUCUGUAAUCUCAGAUAGACCAACCUUCUGGCAUACUUACUAAUGUAUUUCUUGGUCUUGUUCUGCCUGAAAGAGUUCUUUAUAAUGGCAUUCAUUGUAUGGAGAUUGUAGAACUUCUGUCACAGACUCACAGAAAAUAGGAUAGUAAAUUCAAAUGAUAGGAAAUGUGAAAGAAAAGGGUAAAAAAUGCAACCUUUGAUGUUAGGUCAGUAGAAAAAUGAACUGAACUUUAACCUAGUUGAUAGAGGUUAAGACAUUAAAAUAUCCACAAAUAAAACCAUAAUUGAGUCAGGUUUGGUAGACAUUUUAAAAACAGUUGGGUAACAUGAUACCUCUAGUUUUGUUCCUUUUAUCCCUGUUUGCAGAUGACAUGAUUCCAUAUCUAGAAAACCCCAUAGUCUCUGCCCAAAAGCUCCUUAAUCUGACACACAACUUGAGCAAAGUUUCAGAACACAAAAUCAAUGUAUAAAAAUCAGUAGCAUUCCUAUACAUCAACACCAAGUUGAGAGCCAGGUCAAGAAUGCAAUCUGACUCACAAUAGCCACAAAAAGAGUAAAAUUCCUAGGAUUACAGCUAACUAAGGAGGUGAAAGACCUGUAUAACCGGAAUUACAAAAUAUCACUCAAAGAAAUCAGAGAUAGCUUAAACAAAUGGAAAAGCAUUCCAUGCUCAUGGAUAGGAAUAAUUAAUAUUGUCCAAAUGGCCAUACUGCCCAAAGCAAUGUACAGAUUCAAUGCUAUUCCUAUCAAAAUUACCAAUGACAUUCUUCACAGAAUUAGAAAAAACUAUUUUAAAAUUCAUAUAGAACCAAAAAAGCUUAAAUAGCUAUGGCAGUCUUAAGCAAAAAAAAAAAAAAGAACAAAGCUGGAGGCAUCACAUUACUCGACUUCAAAUUAUACCACAAGGCUAUAGUAACCAAAACGUCGUGGUAGUGGUACAGAAAUAGACAUAUAGGCCAAUGGAGCAGCAUAGGGAACUCAGAAAUAAUGCCACACAUGUACAACUAUGUAUGUGAUCUUUGACAAAAUCAACAAAAACAAGCAAUGGGGAAAGAUUUCCUGCUCAGUAAAUCGUACUGGGAUAACUGGCAAGCCAUAUGCAGAAGAUUAAAGCUGGACUCCUUCCUUACACCAUGUACAAAAAUCAACUUAAGAUGGAUUAAAAACUUAAACCUAAAAUCAAAAACCAAUAAGAACCCUGGAAGAUAACCUAGGAAAUACUAUCCUGGACAUAGGACCUGGGAAAGACUUCCUGACAAAGAUGCCAAAAGCAAUUGCAACAAUAACAAAAAUUGGCAGAUGGGACCUAAUUAUACUCUUUUAAAGAGCUUCUGCACAGUAAAAGAAACUAUCAACAAAGUAAACAGACAACCUGCAGAAUGGGAGAAAAUAUUUGCAAACUGUGGAUCUGGCAAAGGUGUAAUAUUCUGAAUGUAUAAAGAACUUAAACAGAUUUACAAGCAAAAACCAGACAACCCAAUCAAAAAGUGGGCAAAGGACAUGAACAGACACGUUUCAAAAAAAGUGGGCAAGGGACACAAACAGACACCUUUCAAACGGAGACAUUUAUGUGUCCAACAAGCAUAUGAAAAAAUGCUAAACAUCACUAAUCAUUAGAGAAAUGUAAAUCAAAACCACAGUGAGAUACCAUCUCACACCAGUCAAAAUGGCUGUUAAUAAAAAGUAAAAAGUAACAGAUGCUGAUGAGGUUAUGGAGAUAAGGAAUCACUUAUGCUCUGCUGGUAAGAAUGUUAAUUAGUUCAGCCAUUGUGCAAAGCAGUUUGGUGACUUCUCAAAUAACUUAAAACAGAUUACCAUUUGACCCAGCAAUCCCAUUACUGGAUAUACAUUGAAAGGACUAUAAAUCAUUCUACUGUAAACACACAUGCAUGUGUAUGUUCAUUGCAGCACUAUUCACAAUAGCGAAGACAUGGAAUCAACCUAAAUGCCCAUCAGUGGUAGACUGGAUAAAGAAAAUGUGGUAUUAAAUACAUAUAUACCAUGGAAUACUAUCCAGCCAUUCAAAGAAUGGGAUCAUGUCCUUUGAAGCAACAUCGAUGGAGUUUGAGGCCUUUAUCCUAAGCAAACUUAUGCAGAAACAGAAAACCAAAUACCGCAUGUUUUCAUUUAUAAAUGAGAGCUAAACACUGAGUACACAUUAACACAAAGAAGGGAACAACAUACACUAGGGCCUACUUGAGGAUGGAAGGUAGGAGGAGGGUGAUGAUUGAAAAACUACCUAUCAGGUACUAUGCUCAUUACCUAGGUGAUGAAAUAAUUUGUACCCCAGACCACUGUGACAUGCAAUUUACCUAUAUAACAACCUGCACAUGUACCCCUGAAUCUAAAAUAAAAGUUAAAUAAAUAAAUAAAAUGGUCCUGUUUAAGAACCAUUUUUAAUUUCUUUUUUGAGCACUGUCUGUACAUAUUUUUUCUUUUUUAAAUUAGGCAAUUGAUCUUUUACUAAUUAAUUUAUAAUCUCUAUAAUAUCCAAUAAGUAAAUUAGCUCUUUGUGAGGAGUUAUACUUUUCCCUAGUUAAUCUUUUUACAUUGUUUAUAUUAUAGUUUCUUCAUGCAGAAAUUUUAUUUUUUUCAACUUGUUUUGGUCUUUUAUCAUUUAGGAGACUGCUGUCUCUUUUUGAAAGUCUUUAUUCUUGACAUCAUAAGAAAAAUUGUGUCUUCUAGUAGUGAUAAUAACAAUGACAAUAAAAACAAAUAGUACUAACAUAACUCUGUACCAGGCACAAUUUCUAAUCACAGCUUGAUGAAGUAGAUGGAAUUUCUAACUCCAUUUUAUAGAAGGGGAACUAGACUUGCAGAAUGUUUGAUUAUAUAACAUGUCCAAAGUUAUAUAGCUAGUAGGUGAUGGAGACCAGCUUCUAACUCACGCAGUUUGGGUUCAGAAUCCAUUCUCUUAAACCAAUAGGCCAUACUGUUUUUUCUUCUUAAAUUUUUUAACAUUUUUAAGUGCUUUUUUGGUAUAGAAGUUUUGAGGUAGGAAUUCAACUUUAAUUUUGGAGUGCUUGGCUAGAGGAGGAGCCAGCAAAGGGGAGGAUAAAGGAUUGAUCAUCAAUGUAGUAAUAAAGCAAGGAAUGUGGUGUACCAUGUAGGAUACUGCUGAGAUUUAAGUUGAGGAAAAAUAAUUUGUCAAGAUGGAGUGAAUCUUCCUUUAUGGUAUGUGUUUCAGUGGAAUAUGCUGAAAUAGAAGUCAGAUGGAUACUGUGUGGGAGAUAUGAGAAAAUGGAAACAGUGAGAACAAGUCUUGAAAAGUGGCUGUGAAUAUGAGGUUGAGAGAAGGCUGUCGAACAGGGGGAAAUUACUGUUAUUCUCUAGAAAAAAAUGAAAGAGACUUACAGGUAUUACACAAUGCUGAUAGGAAGGAUUCAAAAUAGAAAAGAGAUUAAAGAAGAUAGAGGAAGACUAUUCAAUGGUGGAAGUUCCUGAAAAUCAAAGAGAGUGGGCCCUAAAGCACAGAUAGAGAGAUUUGCUUUCUAUAGAAGAUGCUCUAUUAUUUCUGGGGUAUAAGAAAAGACAGAUGUACAUGUAAGUGACUUUGUGAGCUUAUUGGUGGGAAGUGAGAGGGUUCCCAUUUGAUUGUAUCUAUUUUUCCUGUAAAGUAGAUGUCCUCUACUGAGUGGAGAGUUAGACGUUUGAAGGGCGUUGGAGAUGUGAAGAGAGGAAAGAAGGUUUGAAUUAGCCAUCAUGGAGAAUAUGGGAAGGAUUGAUGAGAGUAAACUAAGAGGAUUGUUGGACAUUAAGACCCAUUCACUGGAAGGUGUGAUAGGUAUACAGCUGGUUGUUACCAUGGUGAUGGCCAGUGUCAUGCAGAAGAUUAUACCUCACUAUUCUCUUGCUCGAUGGCUACUCUGUAAUGGCAGUUUGAGGUGGUAUCAACAUCCUACAGAAGAAGAAUUAAGAAUUCUUGCAGGGAAACAGCAAAAAGGGAAAACCAAAAAAGAUAGGAAAUAUAAUGGUCACAUUGAAAGUAAGCCAUUAACCAUUCCAAAGGAUAUUGACCUUCAUCUAGAAACAAAGUCAGUUACAGAAGUGGAUACUUUAGCAUUGCAUUACUUUCCAGAAUACCAGUGGCUGGUGGAUUUCACAGUGGCUGCUACAGUUGUGUAUCUAGUAACUGAAGUCUACUACAAUUUUAUGAAGCCUACACAGGAAAUGAAUAUCAGCUUAGUCUGGUGCCUGCUUGUUUUGUCUUUUGCAAUCAAAGUUCUGUUUUCAUUAACUACACACUAUUUUAAAGUAGAAGAUGGUGGUGAAAGAUCUGUUUGUGUCACCUUUGGAUUUUUUUUCUUUGUCAAAGCGAUGGCAGUGUUGAUUGUAACAGAAAAUUAUCUGGAAUUUGGACUUGAAACAGGGUUUACAAAUUUUUCAGACAGUGCAAUGCAGUUUCUUGAAAAGCAAGGUUUAGAAUCUCAGAGUCCUGUUUCAAAACUUACUUUCAAAUUUUUCCUGGCUAUUUUCUGUUCACUCAUUGGGGCUUUUUUGACAUUUCCUGGAUUACGGCUGGCUCAAAUGCAUCUGGAUGCCCUGAAUUUGGCAACAGAAAAAAUUACACAAACUUUACUUCAUAUCAACUUCUUGGCACCUUUAUUUAUGGUUCUGCUCUGGGUAAAACCAAUCACCAAAGACUACAUUAUGAACCCACCACUGGGUAAAGAAAGUAUCCCUUUAAUGACAGAAGCCACAUUCGAUACUCUGCGACUCUGGUUAAUAAUCCUGCUGUGUGCUUUGCGGUUGGCCAUGAUGCGUAGUCACCUGCAAGCUUAUUUAAAUUUAGCCCAAAAAUGUGUGGAUCAGAUGAAGAAAGAAGCAGGGCGAAUAAGCACGGUUGAGCUACAGAAAAUGGUGGCUCGAGUCUUUUAUUAUCUUUGUGUCAUUGCACUGCAGUAUGUGGCGCCUCUGGUAAUGCUGCUUCACACAACUCUGCUUUUGAAAACACUAGGUAAUCAUUCCUGGGGUAUUUAUCCAGAAUCUAUCUCUACCUUACCAGUGGAUAAUAGUCUACUGUCCAAUUCUGUUUACUCUGAAUUACCAUCAGCUGAAGGGAAAAUGAAGCAUAAUGCAAGGCAAGUUCCAGCCUUUCCACCCGGCAUACAAGCUUAUGGAGCAGCCCCCUUUGAAGAUCUCCAGGUAGACUUCACAGAGAUGCCAAAGUGCGGAGAUCUUAUUCCUAGAUUUGGACUGCCCUUACAGAUCAGCUCAGAUAAUGGGCCGGCGUUUGUGGGUGACUUGGUACAGAAGACAGCAAAGUGGAAAGGACCCCAGAUUGUCGUCCUGACCACUCCCACUGCUGUGAAGGGAGAGGGAAUCCCAGCCUGGAUCCACCACUGCCAUGUAAAACCUGCAGCGCCUGAAACUUGGGAGGCAAGACCAAGCCUGGACAACCCUUGCAGAGUGACCCUGAAGAAGACGACAAGCCCUGUUCUAGUCACACCCGGAAGCUGACUGGUCCACGCAUGGCCGAAGCAUGAGGAAGUUCAUCGUGGAACUCAUUUUUUUAAAUUUUGGACUUGUAUAGUAAGGACUUCAACUGACCUUCCUCAGACUGAGGUGUUGAUUUUGCUUGAGAAGAUUGAAGGUCUUGACAGAAGUUGUGGAUUUCAGUUUUAACAAAUGCGUUUUAAGUGGAAGAGCAUUUUCCUGGUCUUGUCCCUCCAGUUUGAGAAUUAGAAGUGCCAUGUUUAUGAUUAUUCAGCUGUAUUUGUUGUUAACUUGUAAAGCAAUACAAACAUUUUUUGGUCUGUUUGACUGAAUUUGUCCCACAACUCACUGUUGCUCUGUUCAUUUUUUUCCAGGUUUCUUUUUUCUUUCUGUGUUUCAUUUUGGAUAGUUUUUAUUGCUAUGCUAUGUUUUCUAUUUGUCUUUUUAUUUUUGGCAGCAUCCUUUCUGGUAGUUAACUAAUUCAGUGAGUUUUUCGGUCUCAGACAUUUUAGAAAACCUUUAGAACUAAGUUCAAAUUGAGUCUUUAAAAAUAUGUUUAUGCUUUCCUCUACUUUCUUGAACAUAUAAAAUAUAGUUAUAAUAGCAGAUUCAA
This is a messenger RNA of Symphalangus syndactylus (siamang), 9946 nucleotides long. RefSeq names its product transmembrane protein 161B (gene TMEM161B). The record is from RefSeq and is a predicted model, not a curated record. NCBI's taxonomy places the organism in Eukaryota, Metazoa, Chordata, Mammalia, Primates, Hylobatidae.